AGACUGGUUAACUCAGGUCAAGUCCGGACUGGACUCCCGUCGCCUCUCCGAGUCCGCUCUCCCCUCCUCCCAUGACCCCCCCCCCCAUGCGUGGUCCUCUCUCUCUCUUUCUCUCUCAUCCCCUCUGCCGCCCCUGCUCCUCCGCCGUCGCCGCCUCCCCCUCUUUCUCCUUCACUGUCACAGCUGCUCCCCUCCAUCGCGGCGGUUCGGGAGCUGGCGCUCGGCAGAUCUGGCGAGGUGCUGGCUUGGCCGGGGGAGGCCAUGGCCGACGGUGGAUUUAGGUGUUGCGGCACCCCCAUCCCCGGUAGCCCAGCGGACGCUGCCUCUCCCAGAUGGACCGCGUGGUGCGGCUCCCCCGUCCUAGGUGGCCUCCUCCUCCCCAGAUCGACCGUGCUGUGUUUUGUGAUUCUAAUUGAAUUCAUUCACAAUUAUUGGGUCUUUGGUUAGGUAUGAAUUUGCCUUCUCCAGUGAGAGUUUGUGAAGUUAUGUAUGACGAGCAGGUUAUAUGCUUCAAGUUCGGGAGAUUGGAGGCUUAGUCGUGGCCUGAGCCCAAGGGAUCCCGAGCAUCUGUACCUGCUAAUAUCUAACAGUACACAGUAUUUAAUUAAAGAAAAUGGGCUUGAUCUUAACUUCUAGAUUAAUCAUGCCACUCGCUGCUCGACCUGGUUGUUUUACAGAUCCAGUGUGGAGUCCAUUCCUUGAGUGAAUGGUUACUUGAAAUUGCUGUGAUUCUUUCUUUCUCUGACUUGGAUAUAACAUGGUCACUUCUGGUGUGAUAUAUUAUGAUGUGCAUGAGCACUAAAUGUCUUCAGAGUUAAUUCGAUGGUCCAGUUUGCUAUUGAUGUCUUGUUUACUGUGUGUUCCUUUGUGGCCAUCAUUACUAGUGUGCUGACUUCGUGAUUUAUUGGUUACCUUCUCCAUUACAGCCAUGGCAGGAUUGGCACCAGAAGGGUCCCAGUUUGACGAUAAGCAGUAUGACAAGAAAAUGCAGGAGCAACUUGUACAGGACUGAAGACUUCUUCACUUCAUAUGAUGAAGUUUGUGAAAGUUUUGGCGACAUGGGCCUACAAGAGAACCUUCUGAGAGGCAUCUAUGCCUAUGGUUUUGAGAAGCCGUCAGAUAUUCAACAAAGGGGAAUAGUUCCCUUCUGUAAGGGGCUUGAUGUGAUUCAACAAGCCCAAUCUGGAACUGGAAAAACAGCUACCUUUUGUUCCGGAAUCUUACAGCAGCUUGGUUAGGGAUUGGUUGAGUGCCAGGCUUGGUUAGGGAAUGGGUACCAAGCAGCAGCACCUAUAGGACCGUGGUCAAGUUUUUUUUUUUUUGGGUAAAUUGUCAUCAGUGAAGUGUCUUGUCUGAAUGAGUCUCUGAAGAGAUCCAGUCUAGGCUGAACGAGUCACAGUGAAUAGUCAUUAGUGACGUGUCCUGGCUGUAUGCAUCACUGUUGAGGGGUCAUUAGUGGCGCGUCGUGACUGGACGGGUCACUGGUUAGGUCAUUAGCGAUGUGUUUUUACGUGUCACUGCUAUGUUCACAUCAGAGACGCAAUAUAAGUGACGUGUUUAUUACAUGUCACUAAUGACUGUCAA
Molecule: messenger RNA, 1584 nt
Organism: Panicum virgatum (switchgrass)
Lineage: Eukaryota; Viridiplantae; Streptophyta; Magnoliopsida; Poales; Poaceae
Product: eukaryotic initiation factor 4A-like
Exons: 3
Coding region: 975-1238 (87 amino acids)
Biological process (GO): cytoplasmic translational initiation
Cellular component (GO): cytoplasmic stress granule
Molecular function (GO): translation initiation factor activity; RNA helicase activity
Source: RefSeq, a predicted model, not a curated record